Molecule: messenger RNA, 3566 nt
Organism: Salvelinus sp. IW2-2015
Lineage: Eukaryota; Metazoa; Chordata; Actinopteri; Salmoniformes; Salmonidae
Product: paired box protein Pax-7
Biological process (GO): anatomical structure development; regulation of transcription by RNA polymerase II
Molecular function (GO): DNA-binding transcription factor activity, RNA polymerase II-specific; RNA polymerase II cis-regulatory region sequence-specific DNA binding
Source: RefSeq, a predicted model, not a curated record
CGACAACCCCCUACGCCGUGCGCCAAAGUUAUCACUUAAACUACUCCCAACCUCCAUGCAGACUUUGUCAUCAAAAACUACCAGAGCUUUUAGGAAAACGCUGCAAAGAAUUAAGUAACCUUUGCGCACUUGAGAGUUAAGGGACACCCUCCUCCCUCUGUACACACACAGUGUACCUUUUUCUCAGCAGUCCUGUUUCGCUCAUGCUCCCCUCCGUGCUACAUCAGAACUGUAGAAUGCAGUCGUCUUUGCCAGGAACAGUACCUCGAAUGAUGCGACCAGCGCCUGGACAAAACUAUCCCCGCACUGGCUUCCCUUUGGAAGUGUCAACUCCCCUGGGUCAAGGUCGGGUAAACCAACUCGGUGGAGUGUUCAUCAACGGAAGACCACUGCCAAAUCAUAUCCGACACAAGAUAGUGGAGAUGGCCCACCACGGUAUCCGUCCCUGCGUGAUCUCUCGACAGCUACGAGUUUCCCAUGGUUGCGUGUCCAAAAUUCUUUGUCGGUAUCAAGAAACGGGAUCAAUCCGACCCGGGGCAAUAGGAGGAAGCAAACCCAGACAGGUAGCAACGCCCGAUGUGGAGAAACGGAUUGAGGAGUACAAGCGCGAGAAUCCCGGCAUGUUCAGCUGGGAGAUCCGAGACAAGCUGCUGAAGGACGGGGUGUGUGACAGAAGCACAGUUCCUUCAGGUGAGGCCUCAUCUGUGAGUUCCAUUAGUCGUGUUCUGAGAGCUCGAUUUGGGAAGAAAGAUGAUGAAGAAGAUUGUGAUAAAAAAGAUGAAGAUGGGGAGAAGAAAACUAAACACAGCAUCGAUGGCAUUCUUGGCGAUAAAGGUAGCCGUAUGGACGAAGGCUCAGAUGUGGAGUCGGAGCCGGACCUUCCCCUGAAGAGGAAACAGAGGCGCAGUCGCACCACUUUCACGGCCGAACAGCUGGAGGAGCUGGAGAAGGCCUUUGAGAGGACACACUAUCCCGACAUCUACACCAGAGAAGAGCUGGCCCAGAGGACCAAGCUCACAGAGGCCCGUGUACAGGUGUGGUUCAGCAACCGACGGGCCAGGUGGCGUAAGCAAGCGGGAGCCAAUCAGCUGGCGGCGUUCAAUCACCUGUUGCCGGGCGGAUUCCCAGGCAGCGGCAUGCCCACGCUACCCACCUACCAGCUCCAAGAUUCCGGCUACCCCACAACCACACUAUCACAAGACGUUAGUGGCACGGUUCACCGCCCUCAGCCAUUACCACCGUCCACCAUGCACCAGGGAGGGCUGUCGGGCGGGGACGGCGGCUCGGCCUAUGGCCUGUCGUCCAACCGUCAUGGCUUCUCCAGCUACUCCGACUCCUUCAUGAGCCCCUCGGCACCCAGUAACCACAUGAACCCCGUCAGCAACGGCCUCUCCCCACAGGUGAUGAGCAUCCUGAGUAACCCCAGCGGCGUGCCAUCACAGUCCCAGCAUGACUUCUCCAUCUCGCCCCUCCACGGCAGCCUGGAGUCGUCCAACUCCAUCUCGGCCAGCUGCAGCCAGCGCUCCUCAGACCAGUCCAUCAAGACGGUGGACAGCAUGGCCUCCUCCCAGUCCUACUGCCCUCCCACCUACAGCACCACCAGCUACAGUGUGGACCCUGUUACCGCCGGCUACCAGUACAGCCAAUACGGACAGACUGCUGUGGACUACCUGGCGAAGAACGUGAGCCUGUCCAGCCAGCGGAGGAUGAAGCUGGGAGACCACUCAGCUGUUCUGGGACUACUCCAGGUGGAAACGGGACAGGCCUACUAGAUUGGUGGCACUCUACUGUCCCCCAUCUCCCCCACACUAGCCCCUUGACCUGCCACCGGCGCCUCUCCCUCACCCCUAUCUCUCUCACCGUCACCUCCAUCACCAACGGGAGAGCCAGAAGUGUGUGUGUGUGUGUGUGUGUGUGUGCAGACGUGUUUCUGUGUUUGUGUGUGUUUGUGGGAGAGAGACUAGACAGAAGAUGAAAGCACUUGUAGUCUCGAAGAGAGAAAUUGACUGAAAUUGAAGCAGCCAUUCCAGGAGGAGGAGCAGGGAGCUGUAGCUACAGUCUCUUUCCACUGUUCAACCAUUUCACAAUUCCUCCUCUCAUCCUCAACCAAGAGACCCUUACAGGGCUAUGGAGAGCUAGAGGGGAAUGAGCUCCUACUGUCUUGGGCCCAUAUUUAAAUGGCCUGCCCGACCUACGCUACCAAAAGUUAGCACAUGCAGGCCGAACAAGUGUAGCUUAUCUUUCAUUCCCAAGUUUUUGGACCAUGUCAUUUGUUACGGUACUUAGCUACUGGUGUUAUAAUUCUAUUUGUCAUUAUAACUGUGGCUGUUCCUAUUGCUGUUCAAAAUUAUAAUUAUUGUUACAAUGUUGUUUACUUUCCAUUUUGUCAAAGAUUUCAUUGGCGUUUGCUGGUAUUAUUUGAACAGAUGAUUUAGAGGAGCUUACAGAGAAAGAAUGGAGGGGGGAGAAAGAGAGAGAGAAAGAGAGGGAGGAGGGGCUUACUGAGAAAGAAGGGAGGGGGGAGAAAGAGAGGGAGAAGGUUGAGAAGGUCUGAUAGCAGCUUGCUACUGAAGUCUCUCAUGUCAUGGAUUUUGACCUUCCCACUCUAAUCUCGUGCCCGACAUUUCUAAAGGAACUUAAAGGCUACUCUGUGGGACGUUGAGCUCCUCAGAAUCAUCUGGGAAUGAACGGCCAAUGGGAAACUCCUAAUUCCAGAGGUCCGCUUCACCCAGCCUCCCCCAGGCAUUGAUUGGCUACAGGGACCAGAGGAUUGUUUUGAGGGGAAGAAAAUGUUCAAUGUUCAAGGACAUCCAUGUGUUUAGCUAAUGCUAGGUCAAUCAUUACUUGCCAUUACCAUUCCGAGGUUGUUUGGAGGUCUUUUCAUGGGUAGUGGCGGUUUUAGUGUGUCAUACUUAAUGUAUGUAUGUCUUACAAAAUUAUGACCAAUAUAUUUGCAUUAUUUCUCUCUAAAACAAGAGUGGUGCAGCAUUCCAAAAUCACAAAGUACUUGAACUAUGGAAUUUCAUUGUAUUUUUUAUUCUACAUUAUUUUGUUGAAAACCAUUCCAAGAUAUGACAAUUUGUAUUGAAUAUUUGUGCCAUACAAACUGUUUUAUUAUCUGUAUCUCACAUUAUGCAUCCCAGAAAAUGACUCUAAGCUCUUAAAAGGUAUAGUAUUCACAUCAGUCUGAUAUAAUAUGAAAUAGCCCCCCAAUACAUAACAGAUGUAAAAUAAAACGUAAAUAUUAAAACUGUAGAAUCUGAGCAUAUUGGAACCAACCGUAUUCUGGUUAAGUAAAAAAAACAGUGAAUAUUACAUUCAAAAUCUGAUUGUGUAUGGGUUGUUUAUAUGAAAACAUGUGUUGUACUAAAACAUAUCAAUGAUGAUUAUGAGGUUGAUGAGGAUGAUGGUUGAGAAGACAUUGAUGGUUGAGUGAAUGCUGCAUCUCUUGAAGUCUUACAAUGUAUAUUUGUGUUACAUUCCUGAAUAUUUGUUUGUUUCAUUUUCUCCUUUUACUAUGUUGUAUUGAUGUAAAAAAAAAAAAAAAAAAUACAGAUUGUAUUUUA